CCUCGCGCUUCCCGUUGCUUCGCAGUGAUUGGUCGCUGAGAAAACAUGGCGCUGUCCGCGUAAUUGUGAAAUUAUCAUGAAUAAAUCUCUUAUUAGGGGUUUUAGAGCAUAGGUGAGGUGUGUUAUUUGUGUGUGUAUAUGUAAGGCGCAUUUUUUCUUGCUUGUAUAACUAUUGGUGGGGGGUUAGCUGGACGUUUCUGUACUUUAGCUUCGCGAGCUCGGUUACAAACCUGCUAGCAAAAUAUAACAGGAUCAGGAUAGCAGGAUCAGGUUGUCUUGUUUCAACUGAACGCCCUCAACAUGCCUGCUUUUCGGCAAGUUGGAGAGAAGCAGCUUCCUAAUCCUGUGCUGUGUAUGGCAUGGUCUCCUAAACGGGAUCUGAUCGCUUUGGCCAACACAACUGGAGAGUUGCUUCUGCAUCGUCUGGCUAGUUUCCAGCGUGUUUGGAGCUUACCACCCAGUGAGUAUACUGGGAAGGAGAUCACUGCACUUGCCUGGAGACCUGAUGGCAAAAUAUUGGCUUUCAGUGUUGGAGACACCAAGCAGGUGGUUCUGUGUGGUGUUGAGAAGGCUGAGAUCCUCCAUGUGUUUCCAAUGCACAGCCCUGUAACAUGCAUGCACUGGACAGAAGUGGUAGAGGAGAGCAGUGCCCUCAGCUCCUUUUACAACUCAGAGGAUGAAUCUAAACUUUUUCUUCCCAAGUUACCAACACUCCCCAAAAGCUACAGCACAACAUCAAAGAUCUUCAGUGAGGAGAAGUCAGAUGAGAUAAUGAACCUUUUGGGAGAAGUCAGGCUAAAUAUACUUGUUCUUGGUGGAGACACUGGGUUUGUCGAGCUUUAUGCGUAUGGAAUGUACAAGAUUGCAACUCUCACAGGAGUGACUGGAACCUGUCGCAGCUUGAGUCUGUCUAGUGAUCUCAAGUCGUUGUCCAUCAUUACAGAGGUCAGGUCUGCUGAUAGCAACCCAGAGAUCUGCUACGUUCAGCUGGACACAGGGUUGUUGUCAGACUGUUUGCCUGAGGUCACCAGGAUGGCUCGCAAGUUUACCCACAUCUCCACCCUGCUGCAGUACUUGCACCUCUCACUCAACUGUAUGUGUGAAGCAUGGGAGGACAUCCUAAUGCAGAUGGAUCUUCGACUCACCAAGUUUGUUCAGGAAAAAAACACAAGCACACAGGUUCAGGAUGAGUUUCUAGAGCUUUUGCUGUGGGGACAGUCAAGCCCUGAACUGCAGGCUCUUCUAAUGAACCAACUCACAGUCAAGGGCCUGAAGAAACUUGGGCAGUCUAUUGAGUCCUCUUACUCCAGCAUCCAGAAGCUAGUGAUCAGCCACCUGCAGAGUGGCUCUGAGGCUCUGUUGUACCACCUCAGUGAGGUAAAAGGCAUGUCCUUGUGGAGGCAAAAGUUUGAACCCCUUGGUCUAGAUUCAGUGGCUAUAGAAGGCGCUAUCACAGCAGUUGGUUCCUUUUCUCUGAAAGCAAAUGAACUUCUCCAGGUGAUUGACAAGAGUAUGAAAAACUUCAAAGCCUUUUUCCGGUGGCUGUACGUAGCUAUGCUAAGAAUGUGUGAAGAGCAUGUACCGCCAGAACUUAACAAGAUGACUCAGAAGGACAUUGCCUUUGUUGCCGACUUCCUGUCUGAGCAUUUUAGUGAGAAUGAAGAACUCUUUGAUCGUAAAGGAAAGUACUUCAACGUAGAACGUGUUGGUCAGUACCUGAAGGAUGAGGACGAGGAUCUUGUGUCUCCACCCAACACUAUGGGAAACCAGUGGCUGAAGUUUUUGCAGGAGAGCACACAUCUAAAGGGGAGCCCUUUGCUCUUUCCUUCUUAUCCACAAAAGUCUUUACACUUUGUAAAGAGGAUGAUGGAGAAUGUGAUUGAGCAGUGUCUCCAAAAACCUGCAGAAGUAAUUGGAAGGUCUGUAAAACAGGCUGUCGUCUUGUCCCUGUACACUAUACCAAAGAGUUUUGAAAACACGCCACGACUUUUCGAACUUCCAUCAUUGUGGAAUGACAAAAAGGGGAAGAUGCAUUACGUUGUGUUCUGCAUGCCAGAGAUAUCACCUCAUAAGCUGUACUUAUUAAGGAAAGCAACCGAUCCAAACAAACUUACCCCCAACAGUGUGAUUUCUGUUGAUCUGAGCCACCAUCUUGAUAAUACUGAAGAUGAAAAUGCUACAGCCCAGUCUCAUUAUGUUUACAGCUGCCUGGAUGCUCGUUUCUAUGACGAUGACAUGCUAACUGUGGUUUUACAAGGAGCAGAAGACAGCAGUAGGCGGCUUCUGGCUCAGCUCCCCCUUGCUUCCACUCUGAGCUGUGAGACUGAAUUCAACUGGGAGCCAAAUCUUAGGCUGGACCAGCAGAGUGGUGCCAUUCCAUGCCAAGGCCUGGUGUUGGGGAAUCAGUGGCGUGAACUGGAGAACAUGAAGGCCCAGUUUGUAGCUGUCAAUGGAAUACGAAAAGUGUCCUGUGUGCUAAGUGUGAAUCUGAGGCACAUACGAGUUUUUGAAAUGGAUGUAGAAGAUGAGGACGAUGAAGGUGCUGAUUCACAGAACGCCAGUGCAGAUCAAGAUGGGCUUGAAACUACCAUGAGCAGCCAGGGGUUGGGAGAGGAGGAGCAUGCGGAUGCUGAAGGUGAAUCUGGAGAAGAUGUGUUAAAGAAGACAGAGGCGCAGCUGGAGUCAGAAGAAGCUCUUGAACUGUCUUAAAACUGAGAAACGUUUAAGAUGAAGCACUAAGCACCAUUUUUUUACAGUGUUCUGAAAAUACAUAUUUGUAUAUGAACUGCAUUUUGUUUGGCAUUUGUUCUAUUUUUUGUAAUGCCAACUCUCUAUAUUACUAAUAAUAAAUAUGAAGAUAAAUACUG
Molecule: messenger RNA, 2867 nt
Organism: Betta splendens (Siamese fighting fish)
Lineage: Eukaryota; Metazoa; Chordata; Actinopteri; Anabantiformes; Osphronemidae
Gene: anapc4
Product: anaphase promoting complex subunit 4
Exons: 28
Coding region: 301-2709 (802 amino acids)
Biological process (GO): positive regulation of mitotic metaphase/anaphase transition; protein K11-linked ubiquitination; anaphase-promoting complex-dependent catabolic process
Cellular component (GO): anaphase-promoting complex; nuclear periphery
Molecular function (GO): protein binding
Source: RefSeq, a predicted model, not a curated record